Molecule: messenger RNA, 4758 nt
Organism: Strongylocentrotus purpuratus (purple sea urchin)
Lineage: Eukaryota; Metazoa; Echinodermata; Echinoidea; Camarodonta; Strongylocentrotidae
Product: FERM domain-containing protein 4A
Exons: 18
Coding region: 142-3930 (1262 amino acids)
Biological process (GO): establishment of epithelial cell polarity
Cellular component (GO): cytoskeleton
Source: RefSeq, a predicted model, not a curated record
UAAAAUAAAUAAGAUCGGUCUACUUGCAGCGUCCACGGUGCGACCAAACCACAGAGACCUGUCGAAACCAGCAGUAAUCAUCACAAAAAUGACAACAUUCAACUACUGACACGUAUUAUCGAGGAUAUAAUAUAAUUAAAGAUGAGCGAGGGCAGGCGGACGCAAGUGGUCCUCUUGGAUGACAGGAGAGUGGAGUUACUGGUGCAGCCUAAGCUGCUUUCUGGUGAUCUGCUCGACCUUGUUGCAUCUUACUUCAACCUUAAAGAGAAGGAAUACUUCGGAUUAGCAUUCCAGGAUGAAACAAAUCAUCACAACUGGCUGCAGCUGGAGAAGAAGGUCUUGGACCAUGACUUUCCGACCAAGUCUGGUAUCCUUACCCUCUACUUCAGGGUGCAGUUCUUCAUGGAGAGCAUCAAUCAACUCAGGGACAGUAUUACUAUUGAACUAUUCUACCUACAGGCCAAAGAAUCAGUAUUCAAGGGGGACAUAGAAGCUGAUAGCGAGACUGUAUUUGAACUUGGAGCUUAUGUCUUACAAGCAACAGAAGGAGAUUAUACAAGUGACCAAGAGGCUCACAAGGUGCUGAAGAAAUUACCUGUACUGCCUCAGUUUACACUAAGGGAACAUCCGUCUCUGGCCUACUGUGAAGAAAGGAUACUCUUCUACUACAAACGACUUGGUGGACUCAGCAAAGGCCAGUGUAUUGUAUGUUACAUGCAAUUGGUUGAAGGCCUGCCGACCUACGGAGUUCAUUACUACGAAGUUAAAGAUAAACAAGGUAUUCCAUGGUGGCUAGGACUCAGUUUCAAGGGAGUCUGUCAGUACGACCAGGUCGACAGAGUUACACCCAGGAAGAUCUUCCAGUGGAGGCGGCUACAGAACAUCUACUACAGGGACAGGAAGUUUUCCAUAGAAGUCACUGACCCUAGAAGAGUGGUGCAUACACUGAGCAGCUUCAACCUUUAUCGCGACGCUCUAGAAGAACCAGAAGAAUGUUUUGAUGAUCUGUCAGAUGCUAUAUCUGACCCUACAACUCAAGUAUCAGUGAGUAGACGGACGUUUGGUGUAAGCAACGCCACCGUCCACGCCUGGUACGGACACCCGACCCUGAUCCGGUCUAUGUGGACCAUGGCCGUCAACCAGCAUCAAUUCUAUCUGGACCGCAAGCACAACAAGGAUCGCUAUGCUUCUAUGCAGCGUAGCUUCACCCAGAUUGCCAAUGACAUCACCAAGAGCACAAACUCCUUGACGUCCUCUCAAACGUCCGAGGUGAGCAGUGACCCGGGUCAACCACAGACACCUGCUGGCAAGAUGGACGAUGAGUCUUCAGAGAUUAACGAUGUCAAAGAGAAGGAGAGGGAGAAGGAGAACACCUCAAGAGAGCUGUUAGCCUUAGAAGGAGAGGCAGCCAAGAAGGAUAUUGUGGUAGCACUGAAAGCCAGAAAAUCUGUUCUGCAAGACAGACUUCAAGAAAAACUGGAGGCACUCAAGAAGAUAUGCAUCAACGAAGCUGAGCUGACAGGUGAGCUACCCUUGGAGUACCCACGCAAGCCGGGUGAACAGCUGCCUAAGAUCCAGAGGCGUGUGGCCACUGCCUUCACACUCUCUGCUAGGGUUGUCAAUUCUGGGGAUAGGUCAUGCUCACAGGAGACUCAGAAUCUGAAUCAACUUGAGAGUGAGAUGGAGAUCCAAUCCAAGAUUACCAUUGCAGCCAGAAGACUAGCUGAUGAUCCCACCAUCAGUAAGAAGAACCGCAAGACAAGGAGAGAGUCAUACAAACGCUCUGCUAAAAAGUUGGACUCCAUUGAGAAAAAGCUAGUCGAUAUGAAGCAGAACUUAGGUCUCUUGCCCCAAGACCAAACACCAGCUGAGGACAAGGUUGUACAGUCACACACACUUCCAAGAAAACGAAGUGUACCUUCCACUCCACCACUGCUACGUCCCUUCAAGAUCGGUGAUCGGGGGCGCAGCAAGAAAAAAGAGGACAAAAAUAGUCGUUUGAGAUCCAAGAGUGUCCCAAGACAGUUAUUUGAAAAUGCCUGGAGAUCACCCUCCCUUGGCAGGAGGAAGGAUAAGAUUCCAGUGCGCCCUGUGACACCGGUUGAUAUUUAUAAUGAUAAUGAGAAUGAACCUGUGGCAGUAGCAAAGCCUGAGCCUCAAUGGAGGGAGAGGUUGCAUCAGAGUCAUCAUCAGCAGCAUGCUCAGUCUCAUCAACAAUCCAGGACUCCUGUUUGUUAUGAAACAUCCUUGCAGUCCAUGGCCACAUUGGACAUCAACCAUCAUAGUGACUCAGGAUCAUUCCGUGAUGAUAGUAGCACUUACUCGGAUGGUAGCACCCGUAGCCAGCCAGAGGGUUUUAUGACACAUCCUAGGACUAGUGUAGAUCAUGGCAAUCGAUUGGCGCAAAAUAGACAAUCUAAUUUUUCAUCAUCGAUGGGAGAUGUGACUGCAGUAGCACCCACUAAAUCGAAUCAUAUUAGUAGGACGUCACCCCGCAGAGGUAAGCCCCCUAUACAAAGACGCAUAGACAGAGGACCCCCGCCCGCUUACAAUACUCCAGGAAAGAUAAGGUCAUUUUCUCAGUCAGGACGAUAUUAUGAAUCUCCAGAGGACACGUUAGGACGUGCAGACAUUGAUGCACCUAAAUUGCGUCAGCAUGCAUCAUCCAUGCAUGAUCUACAGUAUGCCUUACAAGGAAACAACCUGCCUGCGUUGAGCGAUGAUGAUUUGGAAUACCACCAGCAACCAACAUCACUCAGCCAGCCACCUUCCCCUAAGAAACAUGCCUCAUUAGGUAACUUAGCUAUGAAGUCAAACAGCUUACCAGGCAGUGAUUAUGAGGAUCAACAGUUGGUGAAUAAUGGCUCGCAUCGAGGCCAAAAGUAUCGUUCCCAUCAGUACCAGAAAUACUCUGGUCAAUCCCAAGACUCUCAAAUUAGACCCAGGGAUGCAUCAGGUAAUUAUUAUACUCAAAAGAACUCCUCGAAUAGGAUGCGCAAUGGUUCUGGGGAUAACCAUCAAGCAUAUAACAAGAACUAUGCCAGUCUUGACAGACUUGGGAAAUCGCGGCUGGAUAGAGACCACAGACCAUCGGUUGAUACCACUGACUCUAUGUAUUACAGUCUAGAUCGGCGUGGCCACCAUUAUAUUGAAGACACCCAGAUCUCUAAUGACUCUAGCUAUGCUAGUUUAGACAGACCCAUGCACAAACCUCCCCUCCCAUCCAACAGUAUAGACGACGUCUCCAUGACGUCAGCAUCCCGACGACGGCACAACUCAUUCUCUUCCCAACGCUCCACCAGCAGCUACUCCUCGCAGGGCUCCUCUAAUCUGUCCAACCACCAGGUACAGCAGCAUCCCCGCACUCCUCUCCAUCAAACAUCCAGUAGUAGCAGUAGACAAUCCGAGUUCUCCGUCUACACCUCCCUGGCUUCCCUCUCCCCAUCAAACUCUUUCUCCAGCAAUGGAGCCGGCUCCUCUCACAACAGCACCUUUAGUGAGCCUCAGGCUGCCUCUAUGUACACCACCUCCACGCCCGUCCAUCUCCAGCCCAAGGUCCAGCAAUCCUAUGGGACUAACAUAGCUAUCAGCAAGGCCCACUACACACCUGCACAACCCAUGUCAUGUGAGCCGGUAUCCAGAUCUAAUAGGCCAUCUCAAACAAGUAGCAGUCUUUCUGAGGAUACUGACUCUAGCCUUCAUUCCUUCACUUCUACUCUAGAAGACAGUCCCGCCCCGUCGCUAUGGAUGCAUGACGACUCCUCACAGUACCCCACAGAUAGGAACCUACCCCGGUCGUACACCCCCUGUAUAGAGGAUGGGUCCUACCAAGGUGAUGCAGGCGAGUCGUUAGCGGAUGGUUUCAGUGAUGAGAUGCUGUCUUGGCUUGAUGAUCAUGAUGGUGCUCAGAAGGCAGGCACUCUAGUAUGAUGAUACGUAUCUAACCCCUGGCUGGGUGGAGGAGGUAUCGUCUAGUUAGGUUAGCUAAAGACCAAUGAAUGCCAUCAUCUCGUCAAGCCAAGCCACCGUCUUGCCUCGUUGACAUUCCAUCACGACAAUCUGCAAUCAUGUCUCAAAUUAUCAGCGAAGAUUAUUCUAUCAACACUUUUCCACUAUCGCUGCAAUAUCCCUACAUGUCAUCUUCUAUCUUGUGAGGUGCUAUGUCAUUGUCAUUACCUUUGAGCAACAAAGGCACAUUAUAAAAUUGUGUUGACAUGUUUUAGUGUCCAAAGAAUGUUUCCCCAUUUAAAACAUCUUUAUUGAUUUGAAAUUAGGUAGCACAAAAAACCAUUAGUUACUUAAAUUUCUGAUAUUUCCCAAGAUUUAAGGAGUGUUGACAGUUGAGACAAUAAUUUCUUAAGUUCUUGCACAAUAAGAGUUUUGACACAAUAUUGCAGUUUGUAAUGUUUUAAAGACAGAAUUUAAAAAUAAAAAAUUCUCAGACUUUUCCUUCAAAAAUAAUAAAGAGACUUUGAACAAAGCUUCUUGUAUCAAUAAUUUACUUAACCAAUCUUACCUUUAUAUUUUUUCUGUUUUGAUACAACUCAUUUCCAAGGAUUUUUAAGCUUUCCCAGUAACUUAGACACAUCCUUUUUGGUUUAUUUUCUUGUAUUGCCUAUUCUGUCUGCGUAAUUUGUUUGUUAUUGUUUCCAGCUGUUUUUCUAUACCGGUUGGUUAUUUAGAAGUCUGUCAUGAUAAGAUAUUCAGAGCGUGUAAUGUGUUGUUGUUUCUUGUGCAAAGAUAGUUUCAUUAUUUCUC